UCUGCCAUUCUCCCUUCUGCCGCAGUUUCCAUUGUUGCUGUUUUGUGGCCGGUGUGUUUGCUAGUUUACAUUUUUGGUUCUUGGUUGUUUCCUUCACGUCAAGCAUCCUUCCUAAAAUUUCUCGAAUUUUACGCGGUGCGUUUUGUCGACUAACAAUCGAGAUAAUUGAGAGAAAACGCAGGAGACUCGUUGGUGGUGGUUGUCGGCGGCGGCGGGGAAGAUGGAAAAUCUGGAGGAGGUGUUGCAGGCUCUCGACGAGUUCCAGAAAAUGCGACCGUCGGUGAUCCCGCAGGAGCUCGAGGAUUAUCUAUGCUGGGUCGCCAAGACCGGCGAUCCCGUGUAUCAGUGGCCGCUAAUCAAGACCCUUGUCAGAGAGAAGCUCACCCGGGUGAUGACGGACUUUUAUGAAAGCUGCCCCACUCUGGAACUCGCGCCCUGUCCCAAUGUGGAACAUUUCAAUUAUGACACCAUGAAGAGCAAUCUACUCGAGAGGCUCGAAUCAUUCGCGAAUGCACCGUUUACUGUCCAACGGAUAUGCGAACUGUUGACGGCACCGCGCAAAGAGUACAAUCGCGUGGAUAAGUUCAUGCGCGCUAUUGAGAAGAACAUCCUGGUAGUGUCGACGCGUGAGCCAGGUCCCAUAGGUAGACGUGGUGAAACGGGUGACGGUAUGGUGAACGGAUCUGUUGAAGAGGAUACAGCCUCAGUUACGCAGCAGCAACAGCAGCAGCAACCACCACCACCGUCACCAUCGCCACCUUUGCAAUCUUCUUCGCAGCCAUCUCAGACGACUCAGCCAGCGGCACAGUCGGCACAGCCAACUUCGCAGGAUGUUGAGAUGGAAUACUGGGAGAAAGACUGCGGCUCUACUGUUACCAUUAGCGUGCAUACCGUCGAGAAUGAACCAUCACUUCUUCAUGGUGGUGUUAUACCAACCACGGAGUCACCACUGGCUAAGAAUCUGUUUACUGUGGACGAGACCUCGCGAGAGAAGCUGGAACAGACUGGUUCCAGAACAGAAAUUGCAUCUAAUUAUAUCACUGCGGACUCAGAUUUUUCUACCAUAUCGAAUUUGAAUCUGCAUUCACAUGAACCAGUGCCAGAGACUGUGGCAACUGCCGUCUCAGUGGUACAAAGCCUACCAGCUGUCGGAGCAGUUUCUGAUGACUCGACUGUUCCUGGUACCGAUAUAGCAGUGGCGAUCAUGAAUGAGGACACCAAUUCCCAACCCAGUCUAGACAUGGAAAAUGAGGAAACUGAAGUAAUGACCACAAGUACCACGACAACGACCACGGCAUCGACGACGACGACAACAGCAGUUGUAGCAGCAAUAGCUACAAUGACAACGGUAACAACAAUGGCAACAUCGACGUCAACGUCAACAUCAACAUCAACAUCGACAUCAACGUCAACAUUAACGUCAACGUCAACGGCGGCGACAACGACGGUAACCGUAGUAGCAACAGUGAUACCUCUGACAACGGAUACUACGCGGAAGUUGCAAGCUGCGUUUCAAGCGAAACGCUUCGAAUCUGACGACAACAAGAGCAUGGACAAGCCCGACGAAAAGGCGACAGAUCCGUCGACGUUGAGCGGCGUGGAGGAGGAGCUCGAACAACCUACGAAGAGCGAAAAGACAACUUUGACGAAAUCGAGUCUCGAGCAUGCGGAUCCGAACGAGAUGUCUCGUAAUGAAAAUAGAUUAACUGAUAAUUUGUUACAGACGGACGUCGAGAUGAGAUCUGAUGCUUUGGCGGAUGAUACUGGUGGUGUCACCGAGGAGAACACUCCCGAUAAAUCGGAAGAAGAAGGAACGUCGAUUCUCGAGGAUAUAAAUGAAGAAAGUGUGCGUUUCACGAAUGGUGAGAACAUGGCAAAUGCGAUGGUAUUUACUGAAUCACAGUCCGUAGAAAAAGACAACACAGUUUCCGACGAAUGCGUGAGCGCGGUUAUCGUAUCCAGUAGCGAGACAUUAUACAAGACAGAAAAACCCGAGAUACACUCGAAAGAGGCGUCUGCAACAGUAUCUUCCACGGAAUGUUUCAAUCCACGAGAUCAACCCAUGAACCAAAAAACUGAGAAUAUGGAAGCGGCGGACACAGUAGAAGUUAUUCCUAGUAUAGUAUCUUCCGAUAGCAACAUUAAUGAGGAAGACGUGCAGGGACCCGAGUUCAAUACCGAUAACUUAAACAUUAUGGAAAUUUCUAACGAUAAAAUGGCUCUUGUUGAGUCUAUGGCAUCAGACCCGACAAAUAUCAUAGAAAAACCGAAAGAAGCGUCUGUAAUUGAAAAACUCGAGGCUGUUUCACCUACCGUGGAAAUGACAGAGAGUUCUGAUGAUGUCAGUUGUCGAUCCCCAAAGGACGAUAAAUUAACAGAUGUUCAAGAUGACAGUUUAGUUAAUUCACAAGGCAAUAAAGUAACGACAUGCAUAAAAGGGAACCAAUCUUCUGUAAUAGAGAGUAUAUCGUGUAGAAGGGAGUCGAUGGAGUUAAUGGAAGUCGACGACGAGGAAUCGACGUUCCAACAAGAUGAACCUAUGGAGCAGGAAACGAUGGAGGAGUUGUCGAAAAGUUAAUCUUAACUUAUCUGAUCAGUUGCAUGGUUCUCCUUCCUUUUGUUUAACGUUUGAUAUCUAUUUUUAAAGAUAGAUGUCAUAAUAUGAACCACGUAAAUAUCUUUGCGUAUAAACAAGAUGCUUGUGACAUGCUUGUGAGAUGCUUGUGACGCGAUAUACAUAUAAUUUCCAUAAUCAGUAAUUACGGAUCAGAAGAUUGAAAUUGCGAGCGAAUGUUAGGUAGCACUCAGCGAAAUUCUUGACAUUGUAACUUAAAUAUUAAUUGCUGCUUUAUUUAUUUUGGAUUUAUCGUUAGACUGAAUAUGAAAGCUCUGAUAUUUACUUAUAAAGAGAAAUGAAUUUUCUAUAAUUCUUGGAGAAAAAAAGAACACUGCCUACUCCUAUAAAGAUUGUAAUACUGUGAAACACCGCUUGUAUAGAAAUCAGAUUUGGUAAACAUUUCAAUACGGAUUUAUAUAAAUACCAGAUGUCUGCUUAGAAUAAGGUUGUGCCUAUAACUAUUGUGUACAUUGCGUAUUGGACAAGUAUACCUAAUGAAUAAAUUUUUAAAUAACUAUAUAUAAGUACAGUGCAGGUUUAUGCAUCUCACAAUCAAUAUAAAUGAGACUAUUUCAUUCAUAAUCACAGCCUUAUACUAAGUUUUGAUUGAAUCUCGAAAUAUAUGAUGACAAAGGAACCAGUUCAUUCCUCGAAUGUGUUCGAGACCGGUCACAAUAUGUACCUUACGUAACUUUUUACAGUAUGACAGCGUUUGAAGGUAUCAAGACAAUAUUGUUUCUAAUUAUCGAUUAAAACUGAAAAAAACUGAUCCGAAAUCGAAAUUUUGAAUAUAUCAUAAUUAGUAUAAUUAAUUUAAAGCUUGUCUUGUAUAAUUUCUGUUAUAUUGGUAGGCAAGUAUUGGUAGGUAAAGUAUUUUCUUUCUUUUUUUCUUUUACAAAUGUUUGUUACAUACGAAAUAAAAGAGAAAAAGACUCUCUAGUAGAACAAGCUAUAUUCUGUGAACUUAUGACCAGUUCUUUGUGAUCACACAUAUAGCAUUCUGGUUCCUUCCGUUUCCUAUGUUUUCGACAAAGAAUAUGAUUGAAGAUGGAUUUAUAUAAUUACACAUCAUAAAUUUAAACGGAAAUCUUAAAACGGCCCAUAUUACAAAUUGAUAAAAUUGAUCUUAUUAAAAUCGAUCCACAAAUUAAGACCCGCAAUGUCGAACCGCUUACUGUUAUAUGUAUUUGCACAAAAUGUUUUCAGGCGGAUUCGAUAUGGUUCUACUAAAACGUUAUUAGAAUAUCGUAGGAAUGGGAUAUUAAUUUAAGAAUUAAUAUAGAUUACACAUAAUAUACGAAUGUGGAUAUCUAAAAAAAAAAAAAA
This is a messenger RNA of Pogonomyrmex barbatus (red harvester ant), 3943 nucleotides long. RefSeq lists its product as uncharacterized. Lineage: Eukaryota; Metazoa; Arthropoda; Insecta; Hymenoptera; Formicidae. Gene Ontology annotation, molecular function: protein phosphatase regulator activity. The record is from RefSeq and is a predicted model, not a curated record. Gene Ontology annotation, cellular component: cytoplasm; nucleus; protein phosphatase 4 complex.